Molecule: messenger RNA, 1008 nt
Organism: Colletotrichum siamense
Lineage: Eukaryota; Fungi; Ascomycota; Sordariomycetes; Glomerellales; Glomerellaceae
Gene: Wwox-0
Product: WW domain-containing oxidoreductase
Exons: 1
Coding region: 1-1008 (335 amino acids)
Source: RefSeq, a predicted model, not a curated record
AUGUCCCGCUACGCCGAAGCCCACGCCGACCCCCAGGGAGCAGGUGACGCCCGACCGACGGCCUUGCAAAUCAUCAAAGACGAAGGACUGGAAGGCAAGCUCGGCGGAAAGGUCUUCGUCAUCACGGGAACUUCAUCAGGCAUCGGCAUUGAGACCGUCCGUGCCAUCGCAGCCACCGGCGCGAAGCUGUUCCUCACCGCGAGGAACGUAGCCAAGGCGAAGACUGCCCUCGCUGACAUCCUUGACCCGUCUCGCAUGGAGAUCGUUCAGAUGGACCAAGGAUCUUUGGACUCAGUCCGUGCUGCCGCUGCGGCCAUCCUCUCCAAGACCGACAAGGUCAACGUCCUCAUCAACAACGCCGGCAUCGCGGCUAUCCAAGCUCUCGAAUUCACCAAGGAGGGCCACGAGAUGCAGUUCGGCACCAACCACCUCUCCCACUUUCUCUUCUUCCAGCUCUUGAAGCCGGCUCUCCUGGCGGCAUCGACCCCAGAGUUCCCCUCUCGCGUCGUCAACGUUGCUUCCGCCGGCCACCGAUUCAAGGGCAUUAACGCGUCCGACAACUACAACUUCCAGAAGGGAGGCUACGAGCCGAUGAUGUCGUACGCCCAGUCCAAGACUGCCAACAUCUACAUGGCCAACGAGAUCGAGCGGCGCUACGGGUCUCGCGGUCUGCACGCGACGAGUCUUCACCCUGGUGUUAUUGACACGCCUCUCUCCGUCAACUUCCCCAAGGCGGAGAUUGAUGCUUUGUUGAGCAACCCCGAGAUGAAGAAACAGAUGAAGUCCCCGGAGCAGGGGGCUGCGACUACGGUGCUGGCUGCCGUUGGCAAGGAAUGGGCCAACAAGGGAGGUAGAUACCUCACCAACUGCACAGAGGCGAUCCCUGAGGUUGAGGGAUGCGGCCAGUUUGACAGUGAAUACCAUGCCUCGUGGGCAUAUGAUGAGGAGAGCGAGGGACGACUGUGGAGAGAUUCGUUGAAGCUUGUUGGUCUCGAAGACAAAGAGUGA